Gracilinanus agilis (Agile Gracile Mouse Opossum) is the source of this 2379-nucleotide messenger RNA. It is a transcript of the gene MEFV, whose product is annotated as MEFV innate immuity regulator, pyrin. The transcript is spliced from 10 exons. Lineage: Eukaryota; Metazoa; Chordata; Mammalia; Didelphimorphia; Didelphidae. The record is from RefSeq and is a predicted model, not a curated record. Gene Ontology annotation, molecular function: zinc ion binding; protein binding. The coding region runs from base 1 to 2379 and encodes 792 amino acids.
AUGGCAAAGACCCUGAGUGAUCAUCUACUGCACACCUUGGAGAGUCUAGUGGCUUAUGACCUGGAGAAAUUCAAAUUCAAACUGCAAAAUGCCAACCUGGAUAAAGAUCGAGUUCGCAUUCCCCAUGGUAGGCUUCAAAAUGCUACUGGGUCAGUGAAGCUUGCUGCCCUUCUGAUCAACUAUUAUGGGGAAAGGUAUGCUGUGAAGUUGACCCUGCAGGUAUUGCAAGCGAUCAAUCAAAAUCUACUGGUAGAGGAGCUCAGCCAAGCAAUUACCCCAGAAUGUUUAACUCAAGAGUGUGCCACAGAAAUCUCAGGAACCUCUGCUAUUUCAAGCACAACAGGAUCUAGGACCCUGGAAAUCACUGUUCCUUUGAAGGGAAUAUUAGAGAAUGAAGAUGCUGAUUUUCAGGGUCCAAAUGAAGAUAUUAUGGAUGGAAUUCAGGUGCCAAUUUCAUCCAGCCAGUUGCAUGUUGGCCAAGAAUAUCAGGAGGACACUCUAGAAACAGAUGCAUCUCUGGUUCUGGAGAGCAACAGAUAUGAGAAUUCAGAAGUUGCUGUUACUUUAAGGCAAAAAGCAUACAAGAACCAAGCACCCUUAUUCUUGAGUGCAAAGAGAAUAUCAAACCAAGAAUUUGGUGACUUUUCAGGAGAGCAAAACCACCCAAAUCAAAAAUCAAUGAACAAGGUACAUAGGAAUUCAGAAGUUUCUGUGUCCUUGGGGGAGUCCGCAAUGCUUUAUAAACACCAAGUGCCUGAGUCCCUAAAGGAAAAGAUAUUUGGGAAUGUGGAUACUUCCAUGCUGUCUGGAAAAAAAGAAACCAAGAAUCCUGGAAACCAGUAUUUAAAAGAAGCCUGUGAAGAUGAGCCAAGACUGAGAAGAACACCCACGGAAGCCUUCAACUUCCUGAGGAUCACAGGAGCCCCUUUCAGAGCAGCAUCCCUGAGGAGAGUACAGGAGUCGUGUUCCAUUUGUCAGGCCAUGGUGGCAAACCCAUCAAAUAUUUCCUGGGGGAACAACAUCAGAUACUAUUGCAAUGUUGGGCAUAAUGUCUGCCUCAAAUGCCAAGCCAUGUUUCCUAAGAAUUUCCAACAUAGCAGGAGCCUAGAAAACAUACCUACUGACUUCCAGGAACCAAAACUAAGCCCUCAAUCCAUGCCUCAGUGUGAAUGUCAUCCAAAGCAGCUCCAAGGGCUGUUCUGCAAGGAGCAUGGAAAAACCAUUUGUCUCAUCUGCAGUAUGUCCCAGGAGCACAGAGGUCAUCGAAUGCUUCCCAUAGAGAAGGCUGCUCAGAGUUACAAGGAACAAAUUCAGAGCCAGUUGGAGCAUCUUAAGAAAGUAAGAGAAACAGCUGAAGAGAAGAAAUCACAAGGAAAUAAGACAAUUACAGCCUUCUUGAACAAGACAGAAGCUCAGAAGAAGCAGAUUAUGUCUCAACUGAAGCAGCUACAUCACUUUCUAGAGGAACAAGAGCGACUCUUUGUGGUCUGGUUGGAAGAACUAUACAAAACCAUUUUCAGAAGCAAAGAAGAGUACAUCAUGAAAGCAUCCCUGGAUAUAUCCCUUCUUGAAGAGCUGAUGGGAGAGCUGGAAGAAAAGCAGAAACAGCCAGCCUGGGAAUUCCUACAGGACAUCAGAGUCACCCUAAUGAGAGCAGAAUGGGCGUUUUUUCCUGAGGAGUGGACUCUGUCUCCUGAGUUGAAAGAGAAAACCCACCUUCUCUUCUGGAAAUCAGCGAAUGUGGAGAGAAGCAUGAGGCAGUUCAUAGUGAGUCUGCAAUCAGAAAUGGAAACAUUCAAAAUUUUACAGCUGAGAGAGGUCCAGUUAUAUUCAGCUAACGUGACUCUGGACCCUGAAACAGCUCACCCCAAACUUAUUAUAUCUGAUGAUCGGAAACAUGUGAGAUUUGGGAAGAAGUGUGGAAAGGUGUUUAAUGGCCCACAAAGAUUUGAUGAUUCUGUCAUCGUUCUGGGAUUUCCAAGUUUUACCUCAGGGAAACAUUAUUGGCAGGUAGACGUGGGAGAUAAGACAAGCUGGAUAUUGGGAGUUUGCAAAAAUUCUGUGAACAGGAAGGGAAGCAUAGCCUUUUCACCAGGAAAUGGGUUUUGGUUAAUAAUGAUGACGAAAAAGAAUGAAUACAGUGCCUCCACCAUUCCACCCACUCCUCUUUCUCUGAGGGAACCCCCAAGAUGUGUAGGAAUUUUCAUGGACUUUGAAGCUGGAGAUAUUUCCUUUUACAAUGUGACUGCCAAAUCCCAUAUCUAUACCUUCUCUUUUUCUAGUUCUUCCUCCGGUCCUCUCCGACCUAUCUUUAGUCCUGGUAUUCAGGAUAGAGGUAAAAACACAGAUCCUCUGACCAUCUGUUCAGUGAAUAGGUAG